Messenger RNA from Fusarium subglutinans, 615 nucleotides. Its product is annotated as glutamine rich nitrogen starvation-induced. The coding region runs from base 1 to 615 and encodes 204 amino acids. The record is from RefSeq and is a predicted model, not a curated record. The transcript has 2 exons. Lineage: Eukaryota; Fungi; Ascomycota; Sordariomycetes; Hypocreales; Nectriaceae.
AUGUCCGCCAACGAUUAUUACGGCAAUGGUAACAGUGGCUACGGCCAACAGGGUGGUUAUCCUCAGCAACAGAACUAUGGCCAACCUCAAGGCUAUCCUCAGCAGGGCGGCUAUCCCCAACAGCAGCAGUACUCCCAGCAACAACAACCUCAGGGUUAUGGCUACAGCCAGCAGCAGCCUCAAUAUUCCUCCCACUCGCCUCAGCCCAGCUACGGCUCGCAAGCCCCUCCCCAGCAGCAGUACGGCCAACAGCCCACCUACGACCAGCGCGGCUCAUCGUCCUAUCCUCAACAACAGCACAACAACCCUCAGUAUGGCGCCCCUGCUUAUCCUCAGGGAGGCGCUCCUGGACAAUACCCUCCAGGCCAGCCUGGCCCCGACGGUGAUCGUGGUCUAGGAGCUACUCUCGUCGGUGGAGGUGCCGCUGCUUGGGCUGCGCACACAGCCGGUGGUGGACUUCUAGGCAGUCUCGGAGCUGCUGCUGCUGGUGCCAUCGGUGCCAAUGUGCUCGAGAACAAGUUCAAGAAGGGCAAGAAGGACAAGAAACACAAGAAGGACAAGAAGCACAAGUCCCGCGGCAUGGACAGUAGCUCCAGCAGCAGCGAUUCUGACUAA